AUGUCGUUCUCAAACCCACGCCGCAAAAUGAUGACUCGUUCCGGGUCCAUCGCCGAGAAGGAAAUGGCACUUAAGACGACCACCUCUCUCCAGAAGGGUGCUACCUUUCACUCUCCUUCAUCACCCAAGUUGACCAGUGUUGAUGAGGAUUAUCUCCCACCGCGUCUCACCCGCUCCCAAUCUCAACUGGACGACGUGACCGACGCCCACCGCCGCCGUAUGGCCUUGACCCUCUCUACUCUGAACGACAUCGAUGAGGCUCUCUCCAAGACCUCUCUGUCCGAUUCGAAACCAAGAAAGAAGUCGCCUCUUCGCGACAGCUCUGCUCCAGUGCCUCGUGGCCUCUUCGAACUCCCCGUCGUCGACCCAGCUAUGGCUAAAGAGCAGGAGCGUCGGGUUCUCCGCCCCCGCUCGGUGCGCCACAGCAGACACCAUGCUUCCGACAGCGGCCUCGGGAGCUCACUUGCUUCGACAAACGACAAGGCUUCUGCUGUCGAUGUUUCCUCCAAGAAGAACACGAAAGCGCAGGCGGCUAUCCGCUCCGCCGCUGCCAGUAACAGCAACUUGGCACCCACUCUCAGCCGCCGCGCUGUGAAUCGCAUCCACGAGCAUACGCUUCGUCCUCUUCUGGAGAAGCCCUCGCUCAAGCCCUUUGAGGCCAUCGUGCUGGACAUUCCCGGCCGCAUUCGUUCCAAGGAUAUUAUCUGCCUUCGGGACAUUGAGAGGACACUUAUUUUUAAGGCUCCGGAGAAGGCAAAGACCGCCGCUCUGUACAUGGAUUUCUGUCUCACCUCGAUCCGAUGUCUUCAAGCGACUGUCGAAUACCUCACCGACCACGAGCAAGUUCGACUUGACGACCGCCCUUACACUAACGGAUAUUUCAUCGACUUGAAGGAACAAAUUUAUGAAUACGGUAGACUACUCGCCACCAAGGAAAAGGGUGACCUUUCCGAUGACAUGAGCAUCGAUAAAGGUGAUGAGAUUCGUCUGUUUGGAGGCAUUCAUGAGAAUGGUCGCCCAGCUGAGCUGGUCCGUGUCAAGAAGGACGGCAGUGCCUUCUCCAUGGCCACUGGCAAACCUGUUGACCUGAACGAGGCCCCCGUCAAGUUCAAGCGCUCCCUCAGCGAGCAGCUCGACGACGACGAGGAGAUUAUGCGUUCCAUGGCCCGCCGCAAGAAGAACGCUACUCCCGAAGAGCUCGCCCCCAAGAAGUGCCGCGAGCCCGGUUGCAACAAGGAGUUCAAGCGCCCUUGCGAUCUGACCAAGCACGAGAAGACUCACUCUCGUCCCUGGAAGUGUCCCAUCCCUACCUGCAAGUACCACAACUACGGCUGGCCUACCGAGAAGGAGAUGGACCGCCACGUCAACGACAAGCACUCUGACGCUCCUGCCAUGCACGAGUGUCUCUUCAAGCCUUGCCCCUACAAGUCGAAACGUGAAUCCAACUGCAAGCAGCACAUGGAGAAAGCUCACGGCUGGACCUACGUCCGCACCAAGUCCACCGGCACCGGCAAGAAGAUGCCCUCUAAGCCUGCCAACAUGGAUACUCCCUCCAUUGCCAAUCUUUCUCCUCCCAACACUACGCCUAGCUACAGUGUGCCAACGCCGCCUCAAGACGCCAUGCCCCAAGGCAUGCAGUCCAACGAUUUCCCCAUGUUUCAGGACGAGCCCGACUGGUUGGCCUCUGUCGGCAUUUCUCCCGAGACCAUUGACACCAUGGAUCUCGUCCUUGAAAACCCUUCUCCCUCCUCGUCGGCCUCUUCGUACGAGCAGUACCCUCCGUAUCAAAAUGGGUCUACCUUCAUCAUCAACGACGAAGAUCUUUACGCCGCGAGAAUGCAGCUUCCUCAGCAGAUGCCCAUCGCCGAGCAGAUGUACAACAAGAUGAUGGCUCAACAGAUGCCCGGUUUCCAGAUGGCACAGCCUACAGUUGUGCCUGACAUGGAGAUCCCGACGCACUUUUCUCCUACCGGUCAUGGCAACCCCAUGCUAUACACUCCCACUUCUCUGCGUGACGUGGACGAGGGCUUCGAUGAUUCGCUUGGCGGCGAUGAUGUUGAUUUCCAGCUCUUUGACGCCCAUGCCGGCAAGCUCAACGAUAUGCAGCCGCUGUUUGGCGAAAUGCCAAGCGCCGACAUGGGCUUCUCCCAAAACACCCAGCCCGAGAUCUUUGCCAACAUCGACCUCGCCAUGCUGGACACCCUGGACUAUACCACCUUCCAGGAAUAA
This is a messenger RNA of Akanthomyces muscarius, 2229 nucleotides long. RefSeq lists its product as uncharacterized. NCBI's taxonomy places the organism in Eukaryota, Fungi, Ascomycota, Sordariomycetes, Hypocreales, Cordycipitaceae. Gene Ontology annotation, cellular component: nucleus. Gene Ontology annotation, biological process: regulation of transcription by RNA polymerase II. The transcript has 3 exons. The record is from RefSeq and is a predicted model, not a curated record. Bases 1 to 2229 code for a protein of 742 amino acids.